This is a messenger RNA of Closterium sp. Naga37s-1, 4284 nucleotides long. Lineage: Eukaryota; Viridiplantae; Streptophyta; Zygnematophyceae; Desmidiales; Closteriaceae. The record is from the annotation of a GenBank genome assembly.
AUGGCCGAGCUACAGCCAGAGGUGCAACAGGACCAAUCGGGGAACCGGGCCCGGCCACACGCAGGAGGGCAGCAGGAGCCGCCCGGGGGAGAGCAGCAUGAGCUGCCAAGGGAAGAGCAGCACGAGCUGCCGGCAAGGGAGCAGCAAGCAAGGGAGCAGCAAGCGGUAGAAGUGGAGAUGGCCGAGCUACAGCCAGAGGCACAGCAGGACCAAUCGGGAAACCAGGCCUGGCCACAGGCAGGAGGGCAGCAGGGGCCGCCCAGGGGAGAGCAGCAUGAACUGCCAAGGGAAGAGCAGCAGAAGCCGCAGGGGGUGGGGCAGCUGCCGGAGCGGGAGCAGCAAGCGGUGGAUGUGGAGAUGGCCGAGCUACUGCCAGAGCUGCAGCAGGACCAAUCAGGGAACCAGGCCCGGCUGCAGGCAGGAGGGCAGCAGGAGAUGCUGGGGGAAGAGCGGCAGGAGCUGCCAACAGGAGGGCAGCUGGAGCUGUUGGGGGGAGGGCAGCAGGAGCGGUCGGAGGGGGAGCGGCGGGAGUUGCCGGCGCGGGGGCAGCUGGAGGUCGCUAGUGCGGACUCUACUAGCCAAGCGAAGAGAACCCGGGCACGGGGCCGAGGCGGGAGACGACACGCCCGUAAGACGCAAGGGCGGACUGGAAGCGGUGCUGCCGCACAGCAGGCGGAGGGGCAGCCGGGGGCGACCGAGACACCCCCGGGAGCCCCGCGGGUGGGGGGGCAGCCCCGGGUGCCUGGGGCGCCCCAAGGAGAGCAGCAGCCAGGGGGGCAGCCGGGGGUGACCGGAGCACCCCAGGGAGAGCAACAGGCAGGAGGGCAGCCGAGGGUGCCCCGGGCACCCCAGGGAGUGCAGCACGCAGGGGGGCAGCCGAGGGUGCCCAGGGCACCCCAGGGAGUGCAGCAGGCAGGAGGGCAGCAGGGGGUGCCCGGGGCACCCCAGGGAGUGCAGCAGGCAGGAGGGCAGCCGAGGGUGCCCGGAGCACCCCAGGGAGUGCAACAGGCAGGGGGGCAGCCGGGGGUGCCCGGGGCACCCCAGGGAGUGCAGCAGGCAGGAGGGCAGCCGAGGGUGCCCGGAGCACCCCAGGGAGUGCAACAGGCAGGGGGGCAGCCGGGGGUGCCCGGGGCACCCCAGGGAGUGCAGCAGGCAGGAGGGCAGCCGAGGGUGCCCGGGGCACCCCAGGGAGUGCAGCAGGCUGGAGGGCAGCCGAGGGUGCCCGGAGCACCCCAGGGAGCGCAGCAGGCAGGGGGGCAGCCGGGGGUGCCCGGGGCACCCCAGGGAGUGCAGCAGGCAGGUGGGGAGACGGGGGUGCCCGGAACACCCCAGGGAGUGCAGCAGGCAGGAGGGCAGCCGAGGGUGCCCGGGGCACCCCAGGGAGUGCAGCAGGCAGGAGGGCAACCGAGGGUGCCCGGGGCACCCCAGGGAGUGCAGCAGGCAGGGGGGCAGCCGGGGGUGCCCGGAGCACCCCAGGGAGUGCAGCAGGCAGGAGGGCAGCCGAGGGUGCCCGGAGCACCCCAUGGAGUGCAGCAGGCAGGAGGGCAGCCGAGGGUGCCCGGGGCACCCCAGGGAGUGCAGCAGGCAGGAGGGCAGCCGAGGGUGCCCGGGGCACCCCAGGGAGUGCAGCAGGCAGGUGGGGAGCCGGGGGUGCCCGGAGCACCCCAGGGAAUGCAGCAGGCAGAAGGGCAGCCGAGGGUUCCCGGGGCACCCCAGGGAGUGCAGCAGGCAGGAGGGCAGCCCUGGGUGCCCGGGGCGCCCCAAGGAGAGCAGCAGCCAGGGGGGCAGCCGGGGGUGACCGGAGCACCCCAGGGAGAGCAACAGGCAGGAGGGCAGCCGAGGGUGCCCCGGGCACCCCAGGGAGUGCAGCAGGCAGGGGGGCAGCCGAGGGUGCCCAGGGCACCCCAGGGAGUGCAGCAGGCAGGAGGGCAGCAGGGGGUGCCCGGGGCACCCCAGGGAGUGCAGCAGGCAGGAGGGCAGCCGAGGGUGCCUGGAGCACCCCAGGGAGUGCAGCAGGCAGGAGGGCAGCCGAGGGUGCCCGGGGCACCCCAGGGAGUGCAGCAGGCAGGAGGGCUGCCGAGGGUGCCCAGGGCACCCCAGGGAGUGCAGCAGGCAGGUGGGGAGACGGGGGUGCCCGGAACACCCCAGGGAGUGCAGCAGGCAGGAGGGCAGCCGAGGGUGCCCGGGGCACCCCAGGGAGUGCAGCAGGCAGGAGGGCAGCCGAAGAUGCCUGGGGCACCCCAGGGAGUGCAGCAGGCAGGUGGGGAGCCGGGGGUGCCCGGAGCACCCGAGGGAAUGCAGCAGGCAGGAGGGCAGCCGAGGUUGCCCGUGGCACCCCAGGGAGUGCAGCAGGCAGGAGGGCAGCCGAGGGUGCCCGGAGCACCCCAGGGAGUGCAACAGGCAGGGGGGCAGCCGGGGGUGCCCGGGGCACCCCAGGGAGUGCAGCAGGCAGGAGGGCAGCCGAGGGCGCCCGGGGCACCCCAGGGAGUGCAGCAGGCUGGAGGGCAGCCGAGGGUGCCCGGAGCACCCCAGGGAGCGCAGCAGGCAGGGGGGCAGCCGGGGGUGCCCGGGGCACCCCAGGGAGUGCAGCAGGCAGGUGGGGAGACGGGGGUGCCCGGAACACCCCAGGGAGUGCAGCAGGCAGGAGGGCAGCCGAGGGUGCCCGGGGCACCCCAGGGAGUGCAGCAGGCAGGAGGGCAACCGAGGGUGCCCGGGGCACCCCAGGGAGUGCAGCAGGCAGGGGGGCAGCCGGGGGUGCCCGGAGCACCCCAGGGAGUGCAGCAGGCAGGAGGGCAGCCGAGGGUGCCCGGAGCACCCCAUGGAGUGCAGCAGGCAGGAGGGCAGCCGAGGGUGCCCGGGGCACCCCAGGGAGUGCAGCAGGCAGGAGGGCAGCCGAGGGUGCCCGGGGCACCCCAGGGAGUGCAACAGGCAGGGGGGCAGCCGGGGGUGCCCGGGGCACCCCAGGGAGUGCAGCAGGCAGGAGGGCUGCCGAGGGUGCCCGGGGCACCCCAGGGAGUGCAGCAGGCAGGUGGGGAGACGGGGGUGCCCGGAACACCCCAGGGAGUGCAGCAGGCAGGAGGGCAGCCGAGGGUGCCCGGGGCACCCCAGGGAGUGCAGCAGGCAGGAGGGCAACCGAGGGUGCCCGGGGCACCCCAGGGAGUGCAGCAGGCAGGGGGGCAGCCGGGGGUGCCCGGAGCACCCGAGGGAAUGCAGCAGGCAGGAGGGCAGCCGAGGUUGCCCGUGGCACCCCAGGGAGUGCAGCAGGCAGGAGGGCAGCCGAUGGUGCCCGGGGAACCCCAGGGAGUGCAGCAGGCAGGAGGGCAGGGAGUGCAGCAGGCAGGAGGGCGGCCGAGGGUGCCCGGAGCACCCCAGGGAGAGCAGCAGGCAGGGGGGCAGCCGGGGGUGACCGGAGCACCCCAGGGAGAGCAGCAGCUAGGGGGGCAGCCGGGGGUGACCCGAGCACCCCAGGGCGAGCAGCAGGCAGGGGAGCAGCCGGGGGUGACCGGAGCACCCCAGGGAGUGCAGCAGGCAGGAGGGCAGCCGAUGGUGCCCGGGGAACCCCAGGGAGUGCAGCAGGCAGGAGGGCAGGGAGUGCAGCAGGCAGGAGGGCAGCCGAGGGUGCCCGGAGCACCCCAGGGAGAGCAGCAGGCAGGGGGGCAGCCGGGGGUGACCGGGGCACCCCAGGGAGCGCAGCAGCCAGAGGGGAAGCCGAGGGUGCCCUGGGCACCCCAAGGAGCGCAGCAAGCAGGGGGGCGAUCGAUGGACGACCAGGAGCAACAGUUGGAGGAGUGGUGUCGACUUUUGGAGUUUGAUACCCCCAUGGCGACUGCGGAGGAGUCAGAGGCGGACGAAGAACCUCCCAUGCCGCCUUCCCCAUGCCCCCGCUUUCCGUGUGACACGUGUUUCCACACUUUCGCUACGCGAGGGGCUGCUGCGAACCACAUGAGGGUAUGCCGGGCGGCUGAGGCGGAGAGGCGUGCACAGGCUCUCGGCUCGAUUCCGUCUCUGGUGGAGACCGACACGCAGGAGCGAUCGACGCCGCGGCAAUUUGGGGACGAGGCGUGGGCUGGGGUUACGUCAUGGGAAUGGGAAACUUUUUUCAGUGUGGAGGCGGUUGGAGGGAGGACAGUGCGCCGGAUCCCACAGCGGGCCAGGCAUAGGUCAGAAGGCGCUGAUCACAGAGCGGUUGGGUGCGUUAUGGGAGGGGAGGUGGCGGGAGCUGUUCGACUCUGCCAUGGUGGCGGCGCGGCCAGCAGUUCGCCCACUUUCCUACACUUGCUCUGA